CUUGUCAAAAAAAAUGGCGAAAAAUCCGCUUUUUUGCAAAGCAAAUGUGUGUGAAUAAAAUAAAAACACCAAUCUACCGAAAUACUGAUGAUAAAUAAGACCGCGUUAUGUGAUUCACAAACAAAAUGCCUAACAAAGAGUCCAACCGUGUUCUGAGCACUGAGACCAAGUCGGUAAUGGCUACUGCCCAGCAGACUGCAGUUGCGAAGACUGCCACUCCGUCUGCCAAGGUGGUUGUGUGCAAGGCGGCUGUGAAAGAGACUGCGAUGUCCCCAACAGCCCCUACCGGCGAGACGGAGCGCACGGAACUCCUCGGCUCGCUCACCACGCUGCAGCAGCAGAGAACCAGCGCAAGGGUCAUCAAGAAGCUGCGCCUGGACCCGCCUGCUGAUAAGGACAAGAAGAGCAAGCGACCUGACGGACAGCCGGAUGAUCUCACAGAAUGCGACACCCCAAACAAGAUGGACGACAAAGACCCCCUAAAGUUUCCCACCGUCAAGCAGCGCAUGCCCAAAGCUCUCUGGUCUACUGACGAGAAGAAUCUCUUCUUCGAGGCUCUGAACGAGUACGGCAAAGACUUUGACGCCGUCACAGCAUACAUCUGCGCCAAGAUGAAGAAGAAGGGCAUGCCAGACGUCAACCUGAAGACUAAGACGCAAGUCAGCCACUUCUACUACAGGACAUGGCAUAAGCUGUCGAAGCACGUGCAUUUUGAUGAGAACGUGAAGAAAGUAGCGCAAGAAUUGUACGCGCUGAUCAACUACGGCGAGCUGCGCAAAAAGCUUUCGUGCGUGAGCGAGAAGACAUGCGCGCGCUUGGGAGAGAUGGUGCGCUGUGGGAGCAUCGCGGUGCGCGCGCGCGGACGCAACACGCGCGUGCGCACGCCCGCCUGCCGCGCGCUGCGGAACCUCAACCAGAUCACAGAGCGUGUUUACUGCGCGAGGGUAUGCGGACGCGCCGGUGUCGUGCUACGCGCGCGCACGUCGGCAGCCUGGGCGCGCGUGCAGGCGGCGGCGCACAACCCGCGCGCGCACGCCGCGCUGCCGCUGCGCACGCGGCUUUGCGCGUUCAUUCGCGCGCUGGAGGACCGGUGGACGCCGCCUGUAUCCUUUUGAAUGAUC
Ostrinia furnacalis (Asian corn borer) is the source of this 1121-nucleotide messenger RNA. It is a transcript of the gene crm, whose product is annotated as cramped chromatin regulator. The coding region runs from base 126 to 1115 and encodes 329 amino acids. Gene Ontology annotation, cellular component: nucleus. The transcript is spliced from 6 exons. The record is from RefSeq and is a predicted model, not a curated record. NCBI's taxonomy places the organism in Eukaryota, Metazoa, Arthropoda, Insecta, Lepidoptera, Crambidae. Gene Ontology annotation, biological process: pattern specification process. Gene Ontology annotation, molecular function: chromatin binding.